AUGCAUUCUCCGCUCUACGCUUUCCUGCUGGUGGCUCUGGCCGCGCUGCUCUCGCUUGGGGUGCCAACUGUGCACGGUCAAGACCCGACCACCUACCUUACGGCCUACGAACCCAAAACCGUUACAAACUGCGGUGACUCGCCCUAUACGAUCAUCGCGCAGGCGUGGGAGAUCUCCCAGUGCGUCUACACGGUCAAGUACACCGUCCAGGGCAGGCCCGGCCUCUCCGACUUUGGCUUCCAGUCGAUCACCGUCACGGGCUGCACCACGACGUGGGUCAAUAGCGGCGGCAACGGCAACGCGUGCUACCCAACCUACUCGGUCUGGGAGGGCGCCGGCGGGCUGAUCAAGAUGGACAGCGACUUGGGCUGCGGCCAGAACGCCACGUUCUGGAUCACCUCGUCGGCCGCCACGCUGGUCCAGGGCGGCUCCGUCGCGUGGAAGGGCGGCCAGAACUGCUGGACCUGCGACAACGUGCCCUACGUGCUGGCCAACCACCCCAACCCGGACUCAUGCCCAGCCCUUUCGCCUUCGCCCUCGCCCUUGCCCUCGGUCGACCACUGCCCUCGGCGUCGCCCGUGUAGUCGUGGCGCCGUCGCCGUCGCCCUCGUCGCCCUCCACGCCCUCGCCUCGCCCUCCACGUCGCCCGAGGCUCUCGCUUCGCCCUCCACUUCGCCCAGCGUCAGCGACCCGUCUCCGUUGCCGUCAGAGUCGCCGUCGACCGUCACUGAACCUUCGGCGUCUCCGUCGCCGGUGGUUUUCGCCGAGCCGUCUCCUUCGCCUUCGCCGGCGGUGUUCAAUGAGCCGUCGCCGUCGCCUUCACCAUCUGCUUCGUCGUCGCCCACCAGCUCGCCCGCGCCGGGCGGCGGUGACUCGACCAACGCCGGAGCGAUCGCGGGCGGCGUGGCCGGAGGCCUGGCUGGUCUGGCGGGCCUGGCGGCCUUGGGCGGAGCCGCGGCGGGCGGCGGCUACAUGCUCUACCGCUGGAUCAACCGGCCCGACACCCUGGCCGCACCGGCGUCGGCCCUCGACUCUAACGCUGCCACGGUCGUGGGCGACAACGCGCUGUUCCAGGAGAGCAACGUCAUGCAGCCCAACGCCCUCUUCGUCGACGGCGUCUAG
This is a messenger RNA of Acanthamoeba castellanii str. Neff, 1122 nucleotides long. RefSeq lists its product as uncharacterized. NCBI's taxonomy places the organism in Eukaryota, Discosea, Longamoebia, Acanthamoebidae. The coding region runs from base 1 to 1122 and encodes 373 amino acids. The transcript has 4 exons. The record is from RefSeq and is a predicted model, not a curated record.